Molecule: messenger RNA, 867 nt
Organism: Dovyalis caffra
Lineage: Eukaryota; Viridiplantae; Streptophyta; Magnoliopsida; Malpighiales; Salicaceae
Source: the annotation of a GenBank genome assembly
AUGGCAAUGGCAAUGGCAAUACCACCAUCAAAAUUACUUUUCCCUUUUUUCCUCCUUAUCUUUCACCUCCUUGUCCUCAGUAUUGCACAACCAAAUCUACUGAGUCACAUUUGUUCAGAAAAUGGUAACUUCACUACUGGUAGUGACUACAAAUCAAACCUCAAUAACCUUUUCACAUCACUUUCUUCUGAUACCAAAAUCGACUACGGGUUUUACAAUGCCUCAUAUGGCCAAAACACCGACAAAGUUAAUGCAAUUUCACUGUGCAGAGGAGAUAAAAAUCCGGAAACCUGCCGCAGUUGCAUCAAGAACUCGAGCCAAGUGCUUACACAACUCUGUCCAAAGCAAAAGGAGGCCUUUAUUUGGUAUGAUGAUUGUAUGCUAAGGUAUUCGAACCGUUCCAUAUUCGGCAGAAUGGAAUUCGGGCCUUACUUUUGGAUGUACAGCACGGAUAAUGUUACCGAGGAAAAUGAGUUCCAUGAGAUGCUAAAUUCCUUGUUAGGCAGCCUCACAGACUUAGCAGCAGUAGGUGACUCUCGAAGAAAAUUUGCAGUAGGAAAUGAGACCACGAAGAACAAUCAUCAAACCAUGUACGCAAUUGUUCAGUGCACUCCUGAUUUGUCUACUGAGGACUGCGGUACUUGCCUGAAUAAAGCCAUUGAAUUGAUUCCAAAAUGCUGUAAGGGUAGGCAAGGAGGGAGGGUGAUCACACCUAGCUGUCAUUUUCGAUACGAAAAAGACCCUUUCUAUGAUCUUGCAGCCACGACAGUACUACCACCAUCUCCAGCGCCACUGUCAGUCCUUCCACCGCCACCAGUAUUUUCACCCCCAAAGGCAACAGCAGACCCAGCACCGCUGUUAAAAUAG